AUGUCAUGUUUAAUUAUUGUAGAUGUUCAGAAUGAUUUUAUGGAAGGUGGAUCAUUAGAGGUAAAGAAUGCAUCAGAAAUAUUAAAACCAAUAAAUAGAUUAAGAGAUAGACAUAAUUUUGAUAUGGUUGUAUUAUCAAAAGAUUUUCAUCCACUUAAACAUGUCUCAUUUGCAUCAACUCAUGCAAAUAAAAAACCAUUUGAUACAGUAAAAACUAAAUCAAAUUCUCCACAAUUAUUAUUUCCUGAUCAUUGUGUACAAAAUACAUAUGGUAGCGAGUUUAAUAAAAAAUUAAAAGUAUUGGAGAGCGAUACUAUUAUAACCAAAGGAAUGAAUGUCGACGUUGAUAGUUAUUCAGCAUUUUUCGAUAACGAUAAGCUUUCAAAAACUCCAUUGGAUAAUAUAUUAAAAAAGAACUCCAUCAAGAACGUUUAUGUUUGUGGAUUAGCAACCGAUUUUUGUGUAUCUUAUACAUGCUUGGAUGCAAAAUCAUUGGGUUUCAAUACAUUUUUCUUAAAGGAUGCAUCCAGAGGUAUCUCAACCGAGUCUGUCGAAGCAGCUAUCAAAAAAAUGAAGGAAAGUAAUAUAAAUAUAAUAGAAACUGAGGAUUUAAUUAGAUCAACUUCAAAAAAUUUGUAA
This is a messenger RNA of Dictyostelium purpureum, 639 nucleotides long. RefSeq lists its product as uncharacterized. The record is from RefSeq and is a predicted model, not a curated record. NCBI's taxonomy places the organism in Eukaryota, Evosea, Eumycetozoa, Dictyosteliales, Dictyosteliaceae. Bases 1 to 639 code for a protein of 212 amino acids. The transcript has 2 exons.